This is a messenger RNA of Acanthoscelides obtectus, 1856 nucleotides long. The record is from the annotation of a GenBank genome assembly. Lineage: Eukaryota; Metazoa; Arthropoda; Insecta; Coleoptera; Chrysomelidae.
AUGUCGGCGUCGUGCUCUGAAAUGGACUGUGAUGAUAUCUCGGGUACUAAUGAAUAUGACUUUACGAGUUCCGAUGAAUCCGAAAGCAGCUCAGAAUACAGCGAAGAUAGUGUUGAAAGUGAGGAUGACGUACUGGAGGAAGAGAUUGAAGUUGAAAGUGAACACGAGGAUUUUAGUUUUGAUAUGCCUUGGACCGAAAAUGGAAUUCCCCGACCACCUUUUCCAUUUACAGCGACCAGUGGCGUACAGGUAGAUGAUAUUCCUGAUGUGCUGGACGUUUUUGAGUCUUUUUUCGAUGAUGCACUAAUAGAACUGAUUGUAGAAGAGACAAAUAGGUUUGCUGUUCAAUUCAUUAUAAACAAUCACGGAAAAUUAAAAGAACAGUCCCGGGUAAGAAAAUGGACACAAACAAAUAAAAAUGAAAUUAGAACACUUCUAGGACUACUAAUUUUACAAGGUAUAAACCCUAAGCCAGAGUAUAAAAUGUAUUUUUCCCGGAGACAUAGCAUUGAAACGCCAUUUUUUCCAAAAGUUAUGAGCGAAAGAAGAUUCCACUUACUGAUCAAAUUUUUACACUUUGUUGAUAACUCAACAAUAAAUGAAAAUACAAAAUGUCGAAAGCUUGCUAAAAUUCUGCCAGUUUUAAAUCAUUUGAGGGGAAAAUUUAUGUCCACUUAUUUACCGGAAAGAGACGUUUCAAUAGAUGAAUCUUUGAUAGGUUGGAAAGGCAGGCUAAGUUGGAAGCAAUAUAUUCCAUCAAAACGGAAGAGAUUUGGAAUGAAAAUGUUUGCAUUAUGUGAAAGUUCUUCAGGAUAUAUGUUCAAUUUUAUAAUAUACACUGGCUGUGACACUGACUAUGGAGAAAAGUAUUCUAAUGAACCAGUAACUGCUAGGAUAGUCCUCUCACUAAUGGAUCCCCUACUAGGAAAAGGUUAUCGACUCUUUUUGGAUAAUUUCUAUACAAGCGUCGACCUGGCUGAUAAAUUAGUAAAAAAUAGAACCGAUUGUGUAGGGACAAUGAGAUUAAAUAGAAAAGGCGUGCCCACUGACAUAAAAAAGAAACUUUCUAAGGGUGAGAAUGUUGCUCGUUAUAGAAAAAAAAUUAUGGUUCAAAAAUGGCGAGAUAAGAAAGACGUCCUAAUGCUCAGCACAAUACAUGACGGAAGCAUGGGAACUAUUCAAAAAAGGACCGGCGAUGUUGAAAAACCUCUAUGUAUUCUGGAGUACAACAGUAAAAUGGGCGGAGUAGAUCUAACUGAUAACUACUUGCAUUUUUAUGGAACUACCAGAAGCAGAGUGAAAAAAUUCUAUAUGAAGAUAUUUUGGCAUUUUUUGAGUGUGACGACUCUGAAUUCCUACCACAUUUACAAAAAAUCUGGAGGAAAGCUAAAAAGGCUAAAUUUCCUGAUAGAACUUGGUGAAAAACUAGUAGAAAAAUAUAAUCAAUCAAAUUCAAGACAAAGGAGAAGAUCCAAAACUCCAUUACCAACAAGAUACAGUGAACGCCACUUUCCUUCAGUGAUUCCACCCACUACAAAGCAGAAACCAACAAAAAGGUGUCAGAUGUAGAAUGUAAUAAUAAUAAGAGCAUAUCAAAUGUCAUAGAAGAAUGAUUUCCCUUCAGUUACCAUGAAAGAUACUUUUGUUAGGUUUUUUUAUAAAUUCUAUGUGCAUGUAUUUUUAAACGUAAAUAUACGCUUUCUUAAAAUAGUUUGUAUUAUCAAUGGCCACAACGUAUAUAUACGCAUCCUUGAUCAUGUAAUGGAUAUGACGGAUAUGUUCGCAUGUGGUAAAGAAGCUGGCCAUCUGGGGUGCGACUCUGAGAUUUCAUUCUGGCCACUUAAGAGGUUAAGGUU